Messenger RNA from Passer domesticus (house sparrow), 1271 nucleotides. It is a transcript of the gene HMGN1, whose product is annotated as high mobility group nucleosome binding domain 1. The transcript has 6 exons. Gene Ontology annotation, molecular function: nucleosomal DNA binding. Gene Ontology annotation, cellular component: chromatin; nucleus. Lineage: Eukaryota; Metazoa; Chordata; Aves; Passeriformes; Passeridae. The coding region runs from base 109 to 417 and encodes 102 amino acids. Gene Ontology annotation, biological process: chromatin organization. The record is from RefSeq and is a predicted model, not a curated record.
CCGGGAUGGGCAGGGCAGGGACGGGGAGGGGACGGACGGGGCUGGGGCGCGCAGGCGGCCGCAGCAGCGCUCGCAGCAGCCGCAGCCGGCGCGGCCGGGAGCCUCGAGAUGCCCAAGAGGAAGGUGACGGUGGCGGACGGGGACGCCCCCGAGGAGCCCAAGCGGCGGUCGGCGCGGCUCUCCGCGAAACCCGCGCCUGCCAAAGCAGAGCCGAAACCUAAGAAGUUACCGGCAAAGGACAAAUCUGAGGACAAGAAAGCUCCGUCAAAGGGGAAGAAGGGGCCUAAAGGAAAACAGACAGAAGAGACAAACCAGGAGCAGACAAAGGACAACCUGCCUGCAGAAAAUGGGGAAGCUAAAACUGAGGAGACCCCAGCACCUGAUGCAGCUGCAGAGAAAGAAGUGAAGUCUGAGUGACACCUGCUCCCACAUCUGUAACUGGUGGUCCUUAAAUCUUUCUUCUUGUACAAUUCAGAGGAAUAUUUUUAUCAACUAUUUUGUAAAUGCAAGUUUUUUAGUAGUUCUAGAAAACACGUUUUUAAAAAGGAGAGAAUCCCGACUCAACCCAUUUUUUUACAUAUUUAGAUAAGUGUAAAUGCUUUUUUUAAGUGGUAAAAUCAUGUACUGGUUGUCUGUUUUCUAUGAAACCAGAAAUUAACGGUGUGUUAAUUAAGGAGAGGGCACUGAGGCCGUGAUUAGACCUCACGUUCCACAGACUCCAAGGGACAGUUUUCUAUCCUAUAAAAUGAAGCAGAACACAGAUCAGACUUUGGAAUUCAUAAUGAUGUGUUGAGAAUGUCUUAACAUUUUAGUUAUUUAUCUUUCUCUAUCGUUGUACCAUCAGUAGAAUUGCUUACCUAAUAAAACUGCUCCCUAGUGGUGGAUUUCUUGCUGAGUGAUGUAUAUCAGUGACAAAGUUAUUUUUGGUAGUUGCAGCUUUAUUUUUUUCCAACAACUUUGUAGCUGUGAUGCAAAAGAUUGGAAACUUUUAUUUUUUAUCUUUAAAUACUGUCUUAAGUAAAGGUUUCUGCUUGGCAGAUGGAACUUGUUAUGUCAAUAUUUGAGAUACUGGAACUUCUUCACAUCUAGUUUUCAAGGACAGCUUGUCUACAAAGAUUGAGUGAAAAAUAUUUGAAAUAGUGCUAGGAAAAAAAAAACAGAAUUAGUUUUUAGAUUUAAAAAAAAGCUCUGUGAAUAAAAACAAUUGUAAAAUUGUUGAUAGUGUUUGUGAUCACCAAACAAAAGCCAAAUAAAUCUUGAUUAUGAAAGGA